Molecule: messenger RNA, 541 nt
Organism: Porites evermanni
Lineage: Eukaryota; Metazoa; Cnidaria; Anthozoa; Scleractinia; Poritidae
Source: the annotation of a GenBank genome assembly
AUGGAAAAAAAUUUGGCCAAGCACGUUCUGGCAAAGAAUAGUUGGGAGAGCAACCUCGUGGCCGACAUUUCGAAAGUCGACCAUCUCGAAGGGGACAAGGGCAGGGGACUGUUUCUCAAAAGUCCCGAUAAUUUACGGUCCCGUAAAGCUGUUGUUGUUUACAUGCAAGAUAGAGGUUUCUAUAGUUUUGCAUCUAACAUAAUAAAACGAUAAGUUAAUGAAAAAAAAAAACUGAGUUGUUUGCAAGCCAGGACGCGCGCUCUUAUUCUUUAUAUUUCGAUUUCAAUAUUUGAUUCUGGGUCCGAAAAGUUACCGGGAAUUUCGAGAAACGGGCCCCGGGACACAACUGCGACUCUUGGAAGGGCUCCCAAUCUUCUCCGACCACUUUUACGUCUACGGCCAUCUUCCAAAAGAAGAGGUUGUGUCGGUAGGAAAUCGCUUGCAUUGCAGCUCGGGUGAAAACGGCGUCACAAAACGAAUAGUGUCACGCAUUUCCAACCUUGUGCGAGAAACACUUGGAAGCACCUACAAAAACACUUAG